Sorex araneus (European shrew) is the source of this 919-nucleotide messenger RNA. RefSeq names its product cytochrome c oxidase assembly factor 6 homolog. NCBI's taxonomy places the organism in Eukaryota, Metazoa, Chordata, Mammalia, Eulipotyphla, Soricidae. Gene Ontology annotation, biological process: respiratory chain complex IV assembly. The transcript is spliced from 3 exons. The record is from RefSeq and is a predicted model, not a curated record. Bases 414 to 653 code for a protein of 79 amino acids. Gene Ontology annotation, cellular component: mitochondrion; respiratory chain complex IV.
GCGUUGCUUGUCGAAGUGGGAAAGUACGAACCUCACGCCGGCGAGGUGACCCUGCGGCGCCGGCACUCGGCACUGCACCCUCCCUUCAUUGUCUGUUGGGCUGCCGAGACCUUUCCUGCGGCCGGUGCGGAAGGGAACGGCGGCUCUGGAGGGGCUGGUGGGGAAUCGGCUGGCUGGCGGGUGCCCGUGCGGCAGGCGUGGAGCUUGGACCGGGAGGUCGUUGGCUCAGCGAGCCUCGGCUGCUGGGAAAACCUGGUAGCAUUCUCUUUCCUGCCCGGCAACACGAACCCCCGUGCAUUUGUUUGAACUACUUCGGUUCCAACAGAAACGUUGAGAACUGGGCGCCGUCCUCCAAUUAAACACCGCGGUGGGAAACAGGAUUUUUAAGAAGUGACAGCUUGAUCGCAGCAGGAAUGGCAGCACCAUCCAUGAAAGAAAGGCAGGUUUGCUGGGGAGCGCGGGAUGAGUACUGGAAGUGUUUAGAUGAGAAUUCAGAAGACACUUCUAAGUGCAAGAAGUUAAGAAGUUCAUUUGAGUCAAGUUGUCCCCAGCAGUGGAUAAAAUAUUUUGAUAAACGAAGAGACUACUUAAAAUUCAAAGAAAAAUUUGAAGCAGGAGAGUUCGACCCUUCAAAAGCACCUACAAAGACCUAGGCUAUUGCUGAACUUUUUAGAAAGGUUGGAACUCUUCUUUCUGGACAUCCAAGAAUGCUCCACUGACUGGGACAGUACUAGGUUGAAUCAUGAUAAAAUCAAUACUGGUUUCCAUAUGCAUAAUUCUUAAUAAUUAAAACUGACCAAGUAAUGAAAGAGUCCAUCAUUCAAAGUAUGAAGAACUAAAAUUAAUGGUGUAAGAUGCAUAUUUUUCAUUAGGAAAGAAAUGUAUAUUUUAAGAAAAUAAAGACUAUUAUGAAAAUAUA